UCUGGUUUGUUGAUCAGAUGAUAUUAUGAAAGAGGAGAAACGAGACCUCCAGAUAUCAUCUUGUUUGUGACUGUUUAUUUGACAGAUGGCUAUUUUGGACACUUUGAGAUGAGGUGUCGGUUCAGCUCUGAGGAUCCCCGUGAUAUUGAGUUUCUGCUGCAGGUCUACGGCAACAAGAAGUUACUGGGAAAAUACAACAGCACAACAGAGAAAUGUACAGUCUACACACAAUGGAUGAAGAACUUCACUGAAACGGCCUGCAAAGGCACUGCUUUUCUGGCCGCGAGGAGAGAAGAAAUGAAGAAAUACUGUAGCAGCAACGUUCCUGUGGUGUAUGAGUACUUACUAGAUAAGGCAGUUGAGCCCUACAUCAGGCUGAGGUCAGUGGAGCCGUUCAGUACCAGACACCUGGCCAUGCUCGUGUGCAGCGCCUACGACUUCUACCCCAAACCCAUCAGAGUGACGUGGCUGAGGGACGGACAGGAAGUGACCUCAAAUGUGACUUCCACAGAGGAGCUGGUCAAUGGGGAUUGGACCUACCAGAUCCACUCGCACCUGGAGUACACACCCACACCUGGAGAGAGAAUCACCUGUAUGGUGGAGCACUUCAGCCUCACUGAGCCCAAACUGUAUGACUGGGACCCCUCCAUGCCUGGUCCUGAGAGGAAUAAGAUGGUGAUCGGGGCCUGUGGGCUGCUGCUGGGGGUGGUCUUUAUAGCAGCUGGACUGAUCUACUACAGGAAGAAAUCUACUGAAGGACGAGUGUUGGUGCCGACCAUGGCGCUGCCAGAAAGUUAUGGCACCAUCUAG
Salvelinus fontinalis (brook trout) is the source of this 810-nucleotide messenger RNA. RefSeq names its product H-2 class II histocompatibility antigen, E-S beta chain-like. The coding region runs from base 109 to 810 and encodes 233 amino acids. Gene Ontology annotation, molecular function: MHC class II protein complex binding. The transcript has 4 exons. Gene Ontology annotation, cellular component: membrane; MHC class II protein complex. Gene Ontology annotation, biological process: positive regulation of T cell activation; immune response; immunoglobulin production involved in immunoglobulin-mediated immune response. NCBI's taxonomy places the organism in Eukaryota, Metazoa, Chordata, Actinopteri, Salmoniformes, Salmonidae. The record is from RefSeq and is a predicted model, not a curated record.